CCGUGAGGCGCUAGUGAACGCAUCUUGAAAUCGAAAAAUAAAAGAAAAUAUAUUUAAAAAUAUUUACAAUUAUAUAAAAACGGUAUAAUGAAGUCUACUGUUUUGAUCCUGGUUUUUCUGGCUUUAAGCCAAGGUAGAGUGCUGAAUUUACCCAAGGAGGCGAUUGAUAUCCCGGUGACCAUUGUCGAGGAUAAAGAGCCACCAGUGGCCUUAUCUUUGGUCAAAGAGGAGCUUAAACCAGAGGAAGUUAAGCCAGUGGCUCAAGAAGAAAAAGCCAAGGAUCUGAAGGAGGAAAUUCCCAAAGAAAUUAAACCUGAGGUUAAGGAGGAGAUUAAACCUGAGGUUAAACCUGAAAUUAAAGAGGAGAUAAAGCCUGAGGUUAAACCCGAAAUUAAAGAGGAGCCCAAGGAAAAGCUUGAAGAGCAGAAGCUCAAGGAGAAAUCUCUGGAAAUCAAGGAGCAACCUCAGGAAAUCAAGGAGGAAGUAAAGCAACCUGAAGAAAUCAAAAAGGAGACUCCAGAAAUCCAGGAACAACCUGCUGAUAUUAUUCUAAAAAAUCUCCCAGCUGAAGAGGCAGUUCCCAAGCCCUCGGAGGAACUUUCCCCCAAUCCUUUGGACCAGGAUCAGUCGGAAAAUCAGGAUCCCGCUAAUCCACAAGUCCGUCAGGCCACCCAGGCCACGCCCACUCAGCAGACAACCACGCAGGGCAACUUUGUGCAGCAAUUGAUACAGAAUUCGCCCAUUGGUCAGUUUCUGAAUCAGUUCCAGCCUCAGCCAGCUGCCAAUCCUCCUGCUCCUGCUGCAGUUCAGGCUGAUGAUGCUGCCGCUGCUGCUCCUGCAACUCCGGCGCCCACAGUUCCCGGCUUCCUCAAUCCCCAGGCGGCCAUCACCUCCGCCCAGCAGGCAGUGCAGAAUGCCGCCCAAAGCGCCGUGAAUGCCACCACUCAGGCUUUCCAGGGUAUCCAACAGUUCGCCAGCAAUUUGGGUAAUCAAUUCCAGAAUACCCUAUCCUCUUUGACGGGCCAACAGCAGCUGGCUGUUUCGACUACCGCACGUCCACCGGGUCCCAUUCAGCAGUUUGUGAACAAUGUUUUUGGAGGAAAUACAAAUGCCACGGCUGCUGCUGCCCCAGCUGCCCAGCAAAGUGGUAAUCCUCUACAGGGUAUCAUCAAUUUCCUGGGCGGAAAUCGUCCUCAGAAUGCCCCAGCCGCCGCUCCAGCUGCUCAGACCCCCGAAAAACCCGCUGUAGAUGAUAAAAUCGAUCCUGCCCAGGAUGAGGUGGCUGAAUAUAAUCCCGAGGCCGAGAAUGAAGUGCGUACGAGUGGCGAGACUAUCGAUGAUUCCUUCGAGGAUGCUGCCGUGCCCACCAACGAAGUGAUCGUGGUCAACGACGAUGCUGGGGAAGUCGUCGAUCCUGUCCCGAAUCAACCUAUUGCCACCGAUGCAGUGGCUCUCUAAGGGUCUAAGAUUCCCUUAGUUAACUCUAAAAACCGACUGAUGCCAUUUUCAUCGCACAUUUUUCGAUUUUUCGAUUGAGAAUGAGAGAAGGGAAAAUGCUUCUUUAGUUUUCUAAGUGCAUGCACCGCCAACAAAUUAUUUAUUUCAUACUCAGCCCAGGAAUUUAUCUAUAAACAAAAAUGAGAGAAUACAAAUCAUUAAA
Molecule: messenger RNA, 1660 nt
Organism: Drosophila takahashii
Lineage: Eukaryota; Metazoa; Arthropoda; Insecta; Diptera; Drosophilidae
Gene: ImpE2
Product: Ecdysone-inducible gene E2
Source: RefSeq, a predicted model, not a curated record